Molecule: messenger RNA, 3597 nt
Organism: Penicillium olsonii
Lineage: Eukaryota; Fungi; Ascomycota; Eurotiomycetes; Eurotiales; Aspergillaceae
Source: the annotation of a GenBank genome assembly
AUGAUGAACCGAUUCCGCAAGAACAAGAAGGCUAAGGAGCCGGACAAUGUGGAGGAGUCACCAGCAUUCACUUUAAUCCCCAAAAAGAAGGAGGCCUCGCCGGAACCCGCCCCCGAUUUCGACCUCUCCGCCGCACUCCCCUCCUCAGAUAACUUUCGCACAAGUCUGUUAAUGCCCAAAUUGUCCGCUCGAUUUAGUAUGUUAAAGGAGCAAGACGACCCGGAGUCAUUGAUUGGAAAGGCCAGCGAUGACAGCGUCUUGUUCCCCAAGCGGGCCUCGCGACUCAAUUUAUUCGGACAUAACCCGGCCAUGCUGGCAGAUAUCGAGGAAACGUCCUCCAAUGAUGGCAGCAGACCGUCCAUGGCCCUCGGCCGGACCGAUUCCUUUGCUUCUGGUGGAGAAGGAUACGGCACCGAUGACGACCGAUCCCAAGCGGGGAGCAUAAUGAGUCGCGCGCGCCGAGUGGAGGGCAAUAAUUUGUUUGGUGGCCGCCAGAAGAUAUACAAAAUCCCCGUCAGAGCCUCAGAGGCAACACCCGACACAGAGGCCGGCCGACGGGGAAUGGGAAAAGCGGUCUACGAGCACGAUACCAAUAUGUCAGCAUUCCAACGACUACGACUGAAGGAGAAGGAAGAGCGAGCGGAGAUGGCGCGCGAGGCGGCUGCCAGAGAAUCAGGGUAUGCGGCGUCGACGGCCUCAUCCAAUAUGAGCAAAGUAACGACCUCCUCCUCCACGGCAUCUGGGCCACCGACAGCUGGAAGCAUAUCGACUGCGCCUACUUCGGUGGACGAGUCCCCAUUAAAUGCGUCGCAGGGACCCGCAAAUGGAUAUCCAUUCCCAGAGACUCAGUCCGAAGCCCCUCGCUCGGGGUCUGCUAUGUCUGCGCCGCGAAACGGUUCCCUUCGCAGUCGCCGCCUAUAUGGACAAGGCUUGACUCAGGCAGCCCAAAACCAGCAAUCCUCGACCCUGCACCGCUUGGAGAGUUUGAGUCGUCAACGCGCCGGUACUCCGGACCUGCCAUCCUUGAACCGCAACUACUCCCGGAGCGCGACAAACCUUCGUGAUCGCUUGCAAAAACUCGCCAUUGCUGAGCCGGCCUCAGCAUCUGGCCCUACGAGUCCUCCUUCGUCCGCGACGUCUCCCAAGCCCCGUGUUUCUGGGGAGUCUGCAUUCCGAGACCGCCUGUCCCCUACUGCAGCUACCUUUGGAGCUACGCCUCCCUUGAGCCCACCAACCAGCGAGAAUGACGAUGUGACUUCGCUUUUGGCUGCUUCGAUUCAUCCUGAGGACCAUGGCAAGGCCACCGCUAUGGGCUUGUUCAAUCGACCCGCAACCGGUUUCGACGAGCAAGCGUUCUCCCGACGCCAAUUGGAGAUGCACCAGGGCAGAGAGACCCCUCCGCCCCGUCGUUCAUCGCCUCCGCGACGACCCAUUCCGGCCGAGCCUGCCACUCGAGCAAGAGGUCUCUCCAAGUCCAGCUAUCGCUCCCGAGCAGAGUCCGGCUCCUCACACUACAGCAGUGAUGCGCAACGGGGAAAUCGCUCUCGCGCCUCGAGCAUUGAGCCUUCCCCCUUCAGACCUGCGGUAACUAGCUUCUAUGCUGCCUCGAUCAACAGUGAGUCUGGGGAUGAGGGACUCCAGCGCGAGUUCCCAUCUGAAACAUCCCUGGCGACGGAAAAGGGCCACUCGCUUCACCAAGGCGUAGCAUCUUACGAACCCCCGACUCCGCCUAAAGAGCACCUCGAACCACUGCCGGAGGUGAGAUACUCCGAUCUCGGAGAUCUCAAGCCAAUCGAUGAGAAUGAACUUGAUGCGGCUUCGCGUGAUGUUCAAGAUGACACUCCUAAGAGACCCGAUUCCCCGACUCUCAACCCCGACCUCGGUCUCGGUGGCAUGGGUGGAAUGGUUCGAUCCCAUCUGCGCCAGCAGAGUGAUAAGUCGUCUGUCUUUACACCUCCCUCGCCCCGUGUUUCCUUGCAUAAGGAUAUGCCCAUCCCGACUAUCGAGACUGAGCCACUGUCCCUUCAAAGCUUCCAACCCGCGCAGGCACAGUCCCACCAAGAGACUAGACCUGCUUCAGCUCAUCGCCCCGGCACAGCUGGAUCGCUGGCCCCUUCCACAAACUCUGCGGGACGUUCUCGAUCUAGUGAAGACUCUUCUGCACAUGGCACCACUGCCGAUAAUGCGUCUACUACACGUUCAUCAUGGCGGGACGAGCUUGAACGCCACCAUCGUCGCCAAGGCAGUACCGAAACCCAGCGAGAGCGAGAAGAGUUUGCCAUUGAGUUGGCCGAAAGACGCAGAAAAGUGCAGGAAAAGCUGCGCAGCGUCGCUGAGAGCGAGAGCCGAUCGGGCAGUCCGACUCCAGGCCGUUCCACUCCGGACUUCUCUCGGACCGGUAACGCAUUUGCUAUGCUGAAGCAGAAGUCUACUAAGCUGGCUGGCGCGAAGCCUGACCACAGAAAAAUCUUUGGUUAUGCAACUGAGAACUCUUCCACCCCUGCUCUUCCCUCGGACGACUCUUGGCGCCAGGAGGAGCGUCCCUCUUUCGGCUUUGGUCGUCACUCGAAUUCAAGCUCUCCCCAUGUUGGAUCUGAGCGCUCGCUUCGAUCUCGUAUGCCAUCCCUUACUCGAAACAACAGCCAAGAAGACUCCCGCGAAUCAAGCCGCAGUCGCACUAGCUCUCCUUUCCGAUCCCAGCGAGACCGUGCCGGCUCUGAUGCUUCUGGCCGCUCGAAGAGUCGGACUAGACUCCGCGAGCGUGAUGAUCUUCAGACCGUGGAUGAAGGCUCGGUUGUGGGACAUGGUAGAUUCGGCGGCCCUGACGGCUCUGAGCCCCCAAUGCCUAUCUCGCGCCCUGGCUCCACUCGCCCAUCAGUCGAGAUGGGUGAGCCUCUGAAUUUCGAACGUGCUCCCUCUACUUCGUCUAGCAGAAACCGCAGCACCAGUCGAUCCGGCACUCCGGGCUUCCAGUACGAACGGCCAUACCAGUUCUCCCAAUCCAACACAUCCUCCAUCAUUGGUGCUUCCCCUCGCCCACCACCUGCUGCUCCGGCAUACGUCGCCAACGCUACACCUCCAUUGAACGAAGUGGCCCCAGACGCCUCAACGGUCUCUCUCGCCUCUGUCGCUAGCAACGCCUCGACCAUUCCUCAGCGUGGCCCCGGACACGGCUCCCUUCUCAAGCGACCCGUGAACAAGAAGCAAAUCUCCGAGCCAACCUUCGUUUCAUCCACAUCCAAUGUUCCCCUCGUUGGCCUUCCUCCAGCAAACAACCAAUCCUCCGGCUCCGCACCCCCAGUACCACCAAUGAACCCCCGCCGCCGACGCGGAACAGCCACUCAGACCAUCCUGAGUGCGUUCAAGCACGACAAAGCCGAAUCCCGCGCUGCGUCUCCGGCACCCACCAUGCCCGAAGAUCAUCCAAUCUUCUCGGAUGAGGAAAAACGCCCUCAAUCCCGUAACCGCCUUCGCAAAAUGUCCAGUGAAGGCAGCAACCUGCACGCGCGGGCGCGUCAGGAGUCAAACCCCGGUAACCCUCCGGCCAUUCCUCACUACCCUCCUCCUUCUAUUCCUGUUGAUGGAGGAAUGUUCUAA